AGUAACUUUACAUACUCUAUGACUCCAGAUACCAAGAUAAUUUUAUGUGUUCUAUUUACGUUUAACAUAACCAUAAAUUCUAGAACUUUUCAGACUUGGAUUUUCCAAUUGUGAAAACAUGGAGGAAGAUCGGGCACAGGCCGAUCUAGGCAUCGCCGCAGAUAUCGAAGAGGCCCAUGCGCCGCCACCAUCGCCCCCGUCACCCCCGGCUCGCAAACAACCAAAGAAGCGAUUUGUAGGACGAAGAGCCGCUGCAAGUAAUGCUAAAAAUGGCUCUGGUGAUCCAUCCAUCGAGGAUAGCGGGGCUAUUCAAGUAUCGCAACCCAGAAGAGCACCGAGACUGCUAAAUCAAGUGCCCCCGGAGAUCUUGAAUGACCCGGAACUUAAGGAGGCCAUGGCUUUAUUGCCCGCCAAUUACUCUUUUGAGAUUCAUAAGACCAUCCAUCGCAUCCGGUCUUCAGGCGCAAAACGGGUUGCGCUGCAGAUGCCCGAAGGGCUACUCAUGUUCGCCACCACCAUUUCAGAUAUUCUCACCCAGUUCUGUCCCGGGAUAGAAACUCUGAUCAUGGGCGAUGUAACCUACGGCGCCUGCUGCAUCGACGAUUACACGGCACGAGCUCUGGGUUGUGAUCUUCUGGUUCAUUAUGCGCACAGCUGUCUGAUCCCUGUAGACGUUACUAAGAUCAAGGUGCUUUACGUCUUCGUCGAUAUCAGCAUAGACACGUCGCAUCUUCUAGCUACCCUAGAGCGAAACUUCGCGCCACCUAAGACUAUUGCGAUAGUCGGGACUAUUCAGUUCAAUGCUACCAUCCACGGCGUUCGAUCAACGCUAGAAAAAGCCGGUUUCAAGGUCCUAAUCCCUCAAAUCGCGCCGUUGUCCAAGGGCGAGAUUCUAGGAUGUACCUCUCCGCGGUUACCCGAUUCCGAGAACGUUGACCUCAUCCUCUAUUUGGGAGACGGCCGCUUCCAUCUUGAGAGUAUUAUGAUCCACAAUCCUGCGAUUCCGGCAUACCGCUACGACCCCUAUUCGAGGAAGCUUACUCGUGAGACGUACGGCCACGAGGAAAUGCAAAGUCUACGGAGAGACGCUAUUACGACGGCAAAAGGGGCGAAGAAAUGGGGCCUGAUAUUGGGCUCACUUGGCCGUCAGGGUAACCCGCACACAAUGACAUUGAUCGAGAAGAAGCUUAAGGAGAUGGGGAUCUCCUGGGUCAACUUACUUCUCAGCGAGAUCUUCCCUGGAAAGCUCGCCAUGAUGAACGAUGUUGAAUGUUGGGUUCAAGUAGCCUGCCCCCGGUUGAGUAUCGACUGGGGCUACGCAUUCCCGCGACCGCUGUUGACGCCGUAUGAGGCACUUGUUGCGCUCAACGAAAGGCAGGACUGGAGCCAGAGUGGUGUUUAUCCUAUGGAUUAUUAUGCGAAAGAAGGGCUGGGAAGGACGAAGGACAUUGAGGUGUUAAGCUAGUAGUAACCACUAAGGCACCUACAAGGUAGGACAUAGAGUCAAUAUGACCAAGCUUGCCGCAAGUUGUACCUUAGCGCUGGGUACGUAGAUAUUUUCCCAAGUGAUGGCAACUCAACACGACAGCUGUACACAGGUAGGUACCUAUUCACCACAGCAACAAACCACCCCCACACAGCAUCCAGGCACCGAAGUAAAACAUAUAUACCAUAGCAACAGACCGUUCCUUCGGCCGAUAGCCACCGGGCGCUGGAUUCACAUGAACCUCUGGUUUAGUGGUUAAAGCGCCCGACGUAGCUGGUCAGUAAAAUCUGAACAAGGGUUUGGGUUUUCGUAGGUCCAGGUUCGAAACUCCCUUGGGGGAGGAGGUCGAACCUGGACUGAGCUUUUUGAUUUUUUUCCUGUUGUCUUUUUUUAUUCAGCAUAACAAAUCAGGGUGGUUUACGUUGACCUAGUUUUUUGCCAACCACCAGUCGAGUCGUCGCACUUACGAAGAAAAAGGGAUUUGCAGGGCUAUAAUUUACCCUUGCGCAUAUAGCAGCAGGCAGUUAAUUAACCAGGCCUAGAAAGGUUAUUACCCUUGUUUUGAAGAGG
This is a messenger RNA of Daldinia decipiens, 2056 nucleotides long. Its product is annotated as diphthamide biosynthesis protein. Lineage: Eukaryota; Fungi; Ascomycota; Sordariomycetes; Xylariales; Hypoxylaceae. Gene Ontology annotation, molecular function: 2-(3-amino-3-carboxypropyl)histidine synthase activity. The coding region runs from base 119 to 1465 and encodes 448 amino acids. The transcript is spliced from 2 exons. Gene Ontology annotation, biological process: protein histidyl modification to diphthamide. The record is from RefSeq and is a predicted model, not a curated record.